AUGAUGGGAAAGGUAAAUGAGAUAUGCAGGAUAGAAACUGUUACACCAGAAAUACAUGCAAAGCCUCACUGCAGGAAACUUCAAACAACAACAUCGAAACAACUCUCAAAUCAAUCAGAUACUUCAGCUUACACAACUAGCAGUAAUGCUGUAAAUACAAAUAUGAAAUCACUGACACUUGACACAGAAAUACAGGUUAAGACUAAUAAUGAUAAGGUAUCUCCAAAAGUCUUUGGUAUCAUAUUAACACAUCAACAAUUUGUCGUUGUUACUGAUAACUCAAAUAGGACAAUUAAAGCAAUUGAUUUAAGGAAAACAACUGUGGUAUCAGAACUAAAACUAGAAAAUUAUCAAUGGAGUUUAGCUAAAAUAAAUGAUGACAAAGUUGCUAUAGGUUACGUGGGUGGAAUCCAAAUUAUAUCAAUUUCAAAAUCUGGAUUAUUAAGUAAAACAGAGGGCAGAAUACGAACCAUUAAUAUAUGUUUUGGUAUUACAUAUAGCAGUGGAAAUUUAAUUGUAUCAAACUUAACAUGUAUUAAAAUUCUUAACAUGGAUGGCAAAGUUCUAAGUACGAUCAAAACAGACUCUGAUGGAGAACAGCUGUUUUAUCAUUGUUAUGGAAUAGCACUCAGCAAAGAUCAUAAUACCAUCUAUGCUUCUGAUUAUGAUAAGGAUUCUGUGACCAGUUUAACAUUGGAUGGACAUAUCAAGGCAAUAUAUAAAGACAAAGAUCUUAAUGGACCAUGGGGCCUAACAGUUGAUGAUGAAGACAAUGUCUAUGUAAGCAGCACAGGAAAUAAUUGUAUUCAUCGACUGUCUCCUGAAUGUAAAAAACUUCAAGUUUUCCAAGACGUGGUAGUUCACAGUGUUUUUCACACAAACAAUAAACUUUUUGUAGGCGAUAAAAAUAUACGGAUAUAUGACAUUAAAUAA
Ruditapes philippinarum (Manila clam) is the source of this 933-nucleotide messenger RNA. RefSeq lists its product as uncharacterized. The record is from RefSeq and is a predicted model, not a curated record. The coding region runs from base 1 to 933 and encodes 310 amino acids. The transcript has a single exon. Gene Ontology annotation, molecular function: protein binding. NCBI's taxonomy places the organism in Eukaryota, Metazoa, Mollusca, Bivalvia, Venerida, Veneridae.